AAUGAACUUCCGGCUGCAGUAGUAGUGUGGAUGGAAAAGUUACAUCAUCAAGCUCUGGCAGAAAAAUGUUUUCAAUAAACAGUGUGGGUUCGCAGCAUCUUCUCUCGCUUAGCCAAGUUGCAGCUGCAUUUCAUUCCAUUAAGGCAUUAGCACACAGCAGUGUGGUCACUAGAUCAACACCACAAAGGAAGCAUGUCACAUCCACGAAAAGGGACAAUGCUAUAUGCUCAGAAAGCCUGGACAAUGUUCUGUUAAAUGUUCAGGAACUUGGUUUGAACUUGCUUACUGAAGACAUCCAAUUCAACUCCUUAUUACCUGCAAGUUUGAAUCCAAGGAAAAUGUUAUGGACUGAGUCACAUGUUUCCUCAGGGUCAUUUUUCUACAACAAACACGGAUUUUUAGAGCAUCAGCUUUCACAGGAAACCCAAAGGUCUAACGGUCCCCUGUCAGUAUUGGUGAAUUCUCAUGGUCAGUGGCAGGCAAGAAGGGGCUUUAAAACAAGAACAGCAUCGAUUGGACGAGUUGGAUCUGUAACACAUGACACAAAAGUGGAGUCAACCCUCCUUCCAAAAUGGUUUACUAGGAGUAAGCAGUCAAAAGACACAGAUAAUUUAGCCAGUAAGUUAUCAAGUGCAUUGUCGGCUCAGGAGGAGAGGAUAACGGACCACGAUAGCUUCAAGACCGGUUACAUUGACGGAUAUUUAAAAGGACGAGAUGAACCGAAGAAAACAGACCGCAUGAAAAUGUGGAUCAACAUUCUCAUCCUCUCAGUCCUCAUUUAUUACAGUGUUAAACUUGCGACUAUGUUUGGUCGUGUGUCACUUAUAGGGCCAUCGUCAGUUGACACUCUAAAUGUCAAAGACGUUAGUUUUGAGGAUGUCAGAGGGGUUGAUGAAGCAAAAUCAGAACUACAAGAUAUAGUAAACUACUUGACGGACCCAGAGCGAUACACAUCCCUAGGGGGGAAGCUUCCUAAAGGUGUUCUUCUAGUAGGCUCCCCCGGUACCGGGAAGACGCUCUUAGCACGAGCAGUAGCAGGUGAAGCCAACGUUCCUUUCUUCUACGCUGCUGGUUCAGAUUUUGAUAACAUGUUUGUCGGAUCUGGAGCAAAGAGAGUAAGGGAUAUAUUUGCUGAAGCUAAAGUGAGUGCCCCUUGUGUUGUAUUCAUUGAUGAACUGGAUUCCGUUGGUGGAAAAAGAGUUGAUUCUCCACUCCAUCCCUACGCCAGACAGACCAUUAACCAGUUGUUAUCUGAAAUGGAUGGCUUCCGACAAAACCAAGGAAUUGUAGUGCUGGCAGCUACAAAUAUUCCACAUGCUCUAGACCCAGCGUUAACAAGACCAGGAAGGUUUGAUGUUCGUGUCACAGUCCCUAAGCCAGAUGUGAAAGGUCGUAAGGAUAUCUUGCAUUUAUAUUUGGACAAAGUGACCGUUGGUUCAGAUGUUGAUGCAGAAGUACUUGCUCGUGGGACUGUAGGAUUUACAGGUGCCGAUUUACAGAAUCUCGUCAAUCAAGCUGCGUUACAGGCCGCAAGAGAGAGUAAAAAGUGCAUUGAUAUGAAAGAUCUCGAGUUUGCCAAGGACAAGAUACUCAUGGGCCCUGAGAGGAAAAGUGCUACAAUAGAUGUUAAGAAUCGUGAGAUCACCGCAUUCCAUGAGGGCGGCCAUGCUCUGGUUGCUUUCUACACCAAGGAUGCUAAACCAAUCAAUAAAGCCACCAUUAUGCCAAGGGGACCAACUCUUGGACAUGUAUCACUUCUCCCAGAGAAGGACCAAUGGAAUGAAACUAAAUCACAGCUAUUGGCUCAGAUGGAUAUUUGCAUGGGUGGUCGUGUCGCAGAGGAGCUCAUCUUCGGCCCCGACAACAUCACAACUGGCGCUUCAAGUGAUUUUGAUCAGGCUACAAGAAUUGCUCAGCUCAUGGUAACAAACUUUGGAAUGAGUGAAAAGGUAGGGGAAGCUUCAGUUUAUGGCUGAUCUAUUAAGUGCAGUCCAGACUAUCAAAUUUUCUUUGACAAUGUCAUCAUGACCAUAUUAAGGCAUGAAUCAUACGAACGUGCAAAACAUCUGUUGAAAACGCACAACAAAGAACAUCAAAUUCUAGCGCAAGCCUUACUCAAGUACGAGACGCUAACAUCAGCCGACAUCGCACAAAUUCUACAAGGAAAAAGUAUUGAUCGUUAACAGGAGAGUUGAACAAUCACAUUUUUUUAAUUUGAAUAUUGCAACCCACAAGAGGAAAAUAUUGAUCCUUCAUGGUUGAUCCAUCAACCAUGCAGUCCAGUCAGGCCAUCAAUCCAGUCAGGCUUUAUGCAAGUAAAUUUCAGAGGUAGCGCCAGGAAGGGAGCCCAUUGGGGGAAGAGAAAGAUUAUAUAUAUUUCUUUAUAUAUAAUUAGUAUACUCUAAAAUUAAGCCUGUGAAACCCCUAAUUGUUAUAGUUUUUGGGGAGCUUCACCAUCUGGACCACCUCCCCCCUUUGGGCAAAUCCUGGCACCAACCCUGAAAAAUUUAACUUCAAAAAGGACAUUUGCAAUACAGGAAAAUGUCAUACACAAUACAACCUUGGAUUUUGAAGACUAUUCAAUAGCUUUGAUAUAAGCCAUUUCCAUUGUAUAUCAUAUGAUUAACUGUAUGUAGUAGUUUUUCUGAUCAGUGAUUUUAUUCUCUGCAAGCAUCAUUGUAAAGAAUUUUUAUGAUAGUUGAUCACUUUCCCAAUUCUAUCUAAACAUUUUAAUUUAUUCUAUUUAGUGCUAUAAGUUAAAUACUACAUGGUGAUCAUAUGUAUUAUUGUAUGUAUAAGAUUUAGAAAAUAAGAGUUUACAGUGCAGACAAUUAUAAUUUUGAAAUGAAGUUGUUUCAUUGGGUAUUACAACCUAUUUUGAUAACUGUGUAUAUUGUAGCAUGUACGUGGGUGGCACAGUUUCCCAGUAAUCUGUUGAAUAAAUGCUGGUUACAUGUGUAUUAUUAUGACUGAACUAAUCUGUUGUUAAACCAGAAGGUAUAAUUCUCAUAAAUAUUUAAUUUGCAUUCAGUAUACAGUACUUUUCUGUAAAGCAUAAACUGAUAGUCAUCACUACCAUCAGCAAAUUUUAAUUAGAUAUCAAUAACAAACACCAUUAGUAAUGGUGUCCAUGCCAUUUUUGGUUCCAAUGCUUUUAAGCAAUAGAAACCAUUUUAAUGGCCUUUGCAUGUGCAUCCCGACAUCAAAUUACCCCCUGCUGGUUAUGAAUAUUUUUAUACAUGUAGUUUAGGUCAUGUAAUUGUGGUCUAUUGCUUUUAAAAUUUGAAAAUACCCGUUUUGUUUGUUUCCUAUUUUCAUUUACUGUAAUAUUUUACCAAGGGCUGUACAGAGAAACCAGUUUCAACAAGUUCAUUAUCUUUGCCUUCUGAAGGCAAUUUGUUAUAGCACUUUAACACAGGUGUUAGCUAUAAUAAAAAUUUAGGAAGGGAUUAUCUUGCCAGUUAAGAAAUCCCGAUAUGGAUAUAAACAACAUUCAUAUUUAUUUCUUCGCUUGUGCUGUCAAGCAGUUGUAGGCCUAGCAAUAGGCUUAUAUAUUUAUCAUAAAGAAUUUAUACAUCUACUGUAUGCAUCCUAACCAUAAACUUUGAUAGAGAUGGCGUUUCAUUACGUCUCCCACUCAACACUGGAAUUACAUAUUAUGUAUAACAAAAAAUAAAAAUAUUUAAAAUAAUUAACACAAAUGCAUGCAACAAAUUAAAUAAGAAUAUAGGCCAUAAUGUUUAUAAUUGGGGAGUCUUUGAAAUUGCAUGAAAAUUAGCAAAUUUAUCAUUAGCACAUAUGUUCAGUUAAUUUGUGAUUUUACAAAGCGGUAAUGGUUCCAAGAAAACCGAUUUUGUAUACAGAUGUAAUAAAAUGUGGCAAGGA
Anneissia japonica is the source of this 3885-nucleotide messenger RNA. Its product is annotated as ATP-dependent zinc metalloprotease YME1L1-like. Gene Ontology annotation, molecular function: metalloendopeptidase activity; ATP-dependent peptidase activity; ATP binding. Gene Ontology annotation, biological process: protein quality control for misfolded or incompletely synthesized proteins; mitochondrion organization. NCBI's taxonomy places the organism in Eukaryota, Metazoa, Echinodermata, Crinoidea, Comatulida, Comatulidae. Gene Ontology annotation, cellular component: mitochondrial inner membrane. The record is from RefSeq and is a predicted model, not a curated record. The transcript is spliced from 17 exons.